AUGAGGGACCAAAUUGUCCAAGCUCAUGUUCAUAAGAAACGCGACGAAUUUAUCGCAAGCAUCAACGAGGACGACGUUUUGGCCCUCGCCAAGUCCCAUCAUAAAGGAGACAACUGCCGCUUUUUCAAAGAUCCAGCUCGUGGGAGCUACAACAUCUGCUUCUUCAUCGAGUUUGAUCCACCUGCAGAUCAGACCGAAAGUGAAAAUUCAGAUCGGGAGAGAUGGGUGGUGCGCAUACCGCUGACACCAUGUCUCGCCUUUGGCGGACGUAGCAAGCUGGAAAACGAGGUGGCUACGAUGCGCUAUAUCGCCGACAAGACGGACAUUCCAAUCCCAAAGAUUCAUGCUUACGCCAUCGGAGAUGACUUGGAUCCUCUAUCUUCGUUCAUCCUCCUUGAAUACAUUAGCGGCGAGCAGCUUUCCUGGGCCCAGCUAAAAUCCCUGUCCCCUGCCGACCGAGGAAGCCUUUAUGCCUCGAUCGCUGAUAUCUAUAUUCAAUUGAGAAGGCUCGAGUUGCCCUCAAUUGGAUGCCUGAUACCUGGCUUAGAUGGCAUUCGAGUUGGCAAGAAAACAGCUUCUAUUGACAUCAACAUGCAGGAGCUCGAGGGCCUACGCCCUUCAACGAUCCAAGAUUCCUUUCCGAAUAAGUCGUCUGCGAAUGAACAUAUGGAGAUGCUGCUCCAGAUUGCCGAGAAUGCAUUAAUAAAUGGAAGAAGUAGCAUCACUGAUGAACGAGGACCAGAAGAUCUGUACCACAUGCACAUCUUUCGUCAGUAUGCGCAGAAGUGGAUUGAUCACAGCCUUGACAAGGGUCCAUUUGUGUUGGUCCAUGGGGACUUCGAGCCACAGAACCUGAUUAUGACCAAGGAAUGGAAGAUUGCUGCUGUCCUGGAUUGGGAGUGGAGUCGUGUUGUCCCUGUCCAGCUAUUCCACCCCCCAUUGUGGCUCGUGGAGUUUGAUGCCACUCGUCUGGCAUGUCAAUGGAUAUACGACGCGCGAUUAAUCACGACGUUCUCGCGUUUCAAUAGCAUCGUCAGGGAACAGGAGAUGGCGAGAUAUGGGCAACCGAUGCUCUAUCAAGAGUGGGAGAAGAGAGGUGAGGAUGGCGGGUUCCUUGUGGCCAAUGCCUUGAUGAACUGGACCGAUAUUGACUACGUUUCUUAUCAAUACGUCAACGAGAAAUGUUAUGGGGGAUGCGACGACCUUGAUACUCGUGUUGCGGCGUUCAUGGAGGAGGACCCAUCUCGGCGCUGCCUGGUCGAACACAGGUAUCUUGAGGGGCAGGCCUACCUGGCUGAGUUAAGCUCAUUGCAGGACAAGGGGCCUGAAAGGGAUCGCACUUGA
Messenger RNA from Ilyonectria robusta, 1344 nucleotides. RefSeq names its product phosphotransferase enzyme family protein. The transcript is spliced from 2 exons. Bases 1 to 1344 code for a protein of 447 amino acids. The record is from RefSeq and is a predicted model, not a curated record. NCBI's taxonomy places the organism in Eukaryota, Fungi, Ascomycota, Sordariomycetes, Hypocreales, Nectriaceae.